CUUUUCGGUACUGCGGCCCCACGCACUAAAUUUUUGGGGCCAACCACUCAGCAGCUGUGCCUGUGACGACCUCUACGCAGUAGGUUGAUUUACAUCCCGAGUUCCGGUUCACGCUGUCCGCUUGCCGACUUAAAUUUUAUAAGGCGUGCAGGUGCACUUUCAGAAUUGCUCGCCGGCGACGCUGCGUCGCCCUGAGAUUUGCGAGCCCCUGCAGCCAUGCUCCCCACAACAGCUGCUCCCCGCGCCUUGCGGGUAGUCAGAGGCAGGCCAGAGUUGGCGAUAUUCGGCUAUGCUGCCCUGCAGCAGCGGCCGUUGUCGUCAUCUCCAGUACAUGCGCACCGAGCCGGCCAAGUCGUCACGUUCAACAACGUCUCCUCCCCCGAACUCGCAGAGCUUCUCGAUACGUUGCGGCAAAAAGUCUUCCUCCCGACAUACCUGUCCAAGGCGCAACGGCAGAAGAUCCACGACCCCAAGUACGAGCGGGUGCUGAAGCACGACCCCAUCAUGAUGGAGAUCGACGGCGAAAAGCACCAGUUCCGCUACGUCGAUAGGAUGAAGGAGAUGCCCAACACGGUGGCCACCAUCAGGCGCGUCAUCAACGCCAUGAAGACCCGGGCCGACUUCGACAACGUGUUCCCGCUGCUGGAGGGGUGCCAGCGGGCGCGGCGCCGCCUGCCGCCGAGCACCUGGCCCAAGCUGAUCCGGCGAGCCGCGGAGCACGACAACCUGCGGGUGAUCAUGGACUGCGUCAAGGAGGUCGAGGAGACGGGCUUCAGGCUCAACACGUCCGAGAAGGUCGCCGAGCUGCUCUCCCAGUUCCAACGGCCGGCCAUCGAGUCGGGCUUCGACCUGGCCAAGACCACGUACGCGCUGCGGCAGGUCAACCUGGUGCUCAACAUCCUCGAGGGCGACCUCAAGACGGAGCAGCACAAGCCCACCCGCGGCGCCGGCCGGUUCCCGUUCUACCGCGACCCGCAGAUGCUGGCCGUGCGGCUGCACCUGGCGGCCGCGCUGGCCGUGCACCACUCGGAGGGCAAGGACCCGAAGGGGAGGGUGGCCAGCUACGCGCAGGAGCUGGUCGCGCUGUGGCCCGAAAACGCGGGCCUGCUGGACCUCCAGCCGGACGAGGCGUUCCGAGACCGGGAGAAGAUGCGCUACCUGCUCGACCGCAACAACUACCUGUGGUAUGCGGCGCCCAUCCUCAACGGCCUGACGCUCGCCGCGCAGGUCGUGGAUCCGGCCCUGGCGAUGCAGCUGCAGAACCGGGCCGACGCCGUCGAGUCCGAGGUCCGGGUCGCCCUGGAUUCGCUGGAAGUGAAGGACGGACGAGGGAAGUACAUCUAUGAUAAGCUCUUCAACACUGAGGCGAAGGAAGAGGAGGAGAAGGAGACAACAGAGGCGGCCGAAGGCGCAUGAUACGAGCCGGAUGCGUGUCCAGAAUUUUUUUUAUUUCAUUUUUUCUAUGUACAUGUAGAGAUA
Messenger RNA from Thermothielavioides terrestris NRRL 8126, 1479 nucleotides. RefSeq lists its product as uncharacterized. Lineage: Eukaryota; Fungi; Ascomycota; Sordariomycetes; Sordariales; Chaetomiaceae. The record is from RefSeq and is a predicted model, not a curated record. The transcript has 2 exons. The coding region runs from base 217 to 1416 and encodes 399 amino acids.